CGGCCAAUGCCAGUCACCAGUGAAACGUGAAACGCGAAACUGGGCGAAAGUUUUGUCCUGAUCGCUGGUCGAGGAGGGAGACCACGAUUUGUCGCGAAUUCGUACCGAUUCUUUAUUAGAGCUCGUCCACACCAUCCGGACAGCUCAUUCGGGUAACGAGUGUCGCGUGCUGUCCUCGCACCUGUUGUGUUCGCAUACCUUGUUCGGUUACAGUACUCUGUUAUUUGUUUAGAGUACUUUGAUCGUGGAAGAGGAAGUGCAGUCGUGGUCGAAGGAAGACAUGCACGAGGGUAAGCUGUGACCAAGCUGAAGAAGAAGAGGACCAAACAUGAUGCGAUCAGGGGAAAAGCUUCCUUCGAUUUCGUCGGUACUCCGCUGGUUUACCUUGGCGACGUUCCUGGUGGUCGUCGACCGUCUUGAUCUUGCGACAGGGUGCCAGUUUUAUCCAAUAGGAGAGUAUCUGAAGUUUGUCAGAGUACCGGAAAAUCUGGCUAAAGGCACGGAAAUUCUAUCGCUAGAAGCUCACCCGAGAAAUCAUAUUUCAAUAAUGCCAGUCGAUAAAGACGAAGACGCUCGUUUCUUCACGCACAGGGAGACCAAUAGGACGCACGUCUCUCUAGUGCUGGCCCAGUCUUUGGAAGACCUGGUGGACGCGGAGAUGCCUAGAAAUCUGCUCAAGUUCCGCGUCGUCUGCGAUUACUCCGAUGGCGGCGAUUCCUUGGUGACGUCGCACCUGUCAGUGACGGUCUACGUGGAAGACAUAAACGAUCAUGCUCCACAAUUUGUCGAUGCGCCUUAUCACGUAACCGUGGACGAGCUUACUCCAGUUGGCGUGACGAUAUUUCGUGGGAUUCACGCAGUCGACGGGGACAAGCCGAACACGCCGAACAGCGACGUGCACUACGCGAUAGUGAAAGGCAACGAGCAGGGCAAAUUUUCACUAGAAUCCGGCCACAGAACCGCUCUCAUACUCCGUAAACCGGUAGACUACGACAACGGUGACCGCGAGUUCACGUUGGUUAUCGCGGCUACGGAUCGAGGAGUGCCAGCUAGGAGUACCAACACGACCGUCAAAAUCACGAUAUUGGACAACGAUGAUCUGGAUCCUAAGUUCACCAGGGACGUGUACAAAGCAAAGAUUUACGAGUUCUAUCCGAUGCCCGAAUACCCGAUCUUCAAACAGAUCAACUUCUCCACACCGAUCCAAGCUACCGACUGCGACAGGAACAUAAACAUGUCUGUACGGUAUGACAUAAUAUCUGGCAACGAACGCGGUUUCUUUCACUUGGAUCCAAAGAACGCUACCCUGUACCUCAAACGUCCGAUCGAUCUGGACGCCGAACGAAAUCUACCAUCCAACACUUUCGUUCUACAAAUUCAUGCUUCCCAAGUGGACAACCCCUUGAAGACAGCGGGUGCUCGCGUCGAGGUGGAAGUUCUAGACCUAAACGACAAUCUUCCCGAAUUCGAGGUGGACCUGUAUAAUAUCAGCAUCGUAGAGAAUCUGCCGAAUGGCUUCAGUGUGUUGCAAGUGAUUGCGCGUGACAAGGACCAAGACGAGAAUGGACAGUUCGAUUACGAACUUCGAGAUCCAUCCGGUGCGUUCUCAGUCGACGCUAAAUCCGGUUGGUUAACGGUGAAGGACCAGUCGGUUCUCGAUCGAGAGAAGCGCGAUCAUCUACGAAUGAAGGUCGUGGCGAUCGAGAGAAAACCUAGCGUCGUUUUACGCAACGGGUCGCGGAAAAUGGAUGGUUCUUCCGUGGACGUCGAGGUGACAUUGCUCGACGCCAAUGACAACAAUCCGAUCUUCGUGCCUGGCAAUCUCUACGAGCUGGUUGCUAAAACGGACUAUAAAGUGGGCACGGUGCUUGGCCAGGUGUAUGCGGUCGAUGACGACCUGGGUCCCAAUGGCAUGGUAAGAUACAGAUUGCAGAAACCGGGGAACUCGACGACUCGCACACCACCGUUUAUGGUGGAUGAAAUCACCGGUAUGAUUACGGUCGCCGAGAGUCCGAUCCUCGAGGGAAGGCACGCGAUCUUCGUCGAGGCGGCGGAUCAACCGGCGAAUCCGAGCGAGAGGAGAUUCUCCCUAGCUGUGGUUACUGUGGAUGUUUUCAGAUCGAAUGGGCCGGAAUCGCUCGAGCCGGACUUCGUGGGGGCUCCUUAUGAAUUUUGGGUCGGUGCCAAUGUGGCAGUCGGUACUAGCGUCGGUCAGAUACGUUUGAACGACGCCGUAAAGACCAACGACCUGAUCUACGAUCUUUUACACAGCUACGAGGAGGGUGUCCCGUUUGCCGUGGAGGAGCGUUCGGGAACGAUCACCGUGGUCGAGGAGAUCGAACGAUUCGAUAGAUUGACCUACGACUUCGAAGCGAUCGUCACGGACGAGAGAGACCUCAUGUUGAUUACUAACGUGUCCAUCCACGUGGUAGACCCUAACGACGAACGAGGCAUCUUUACGAAGGGAACGACCACCGCUCCUUUGGUGUUCCACGCGAAGGAGAACGUAGCUGGUGCGUACAUCGGGCAAGUGCUUCCCCAGAAUGGAACCGGCGCGGCCACUGCUGGCACUCGGUUCUUUAUCGUCAAUCAGCAGGAUGUACCCGACAUCUCGAUCACGGAGGAUGGCGCCCUGUACGCGCCCAAGGGUCUCGAUCGCGAGACGAGGCAGAAUUACAGCAUCACUGUGAUUGCAGAGAGUCCACGCGGCGUCGGCGUCUUCCAAGUCAGCGUGAUCGUCCUCGACGAGAACGAUCAUGCGCCAGAAUUCACAAUGCCACUGUACGAGGGUCGAAUUCUGGAGAACAGUCCAGCCGGAACAAAAGUGAACUUAUCGAUACCUAUCGCGGCUACUGACAAAGACGAAGGCGUCAAUCGGAACUUUGUCUUUAGCCUUCACGGCGAGGGAAGCGAACUGUUUAGAAUCCAUCCAACUACGGGUUUAGUGUACUUCGAAGGAAUCGAUGACCGCACGCUAGACAGGGAAGUGAAAGCAAACUAUAGUUUCACGAUCGUUGCUAAAGACAGUGGCGGUUUAACAUCCGAAGCGCAGCUGAAGAUAAUAGUAACCGACGUGAACGACAAUCCUCCGAGUUUUAUCCGAAUGAUCGUGCUCCCCGAUCAAGGUGUUCGCGUGUCGAGCGAACCCGAUACCGAGGCAUCGUUCGAGGGGAACGACGUGCUUGAUACGAGCGAGCCCGGUGCCGGAAGUCAGCCACCGAACAGCCGUCGUUCGCCUCUUCUUCUCGUGCCAGAGAAUGCGACCAUCGGCGCGCCGAUAAUACGCCUGCUCGCGGAGGACAAGGACGAGGGAACAAACGCCGCGAUAACGUACAGCCUGGGGAACGAGACGACUUCCGGAGACGACGUAAAGUCACGACGAUUCGACACCACCAACCGUAGAUACUUUCAUUUGGAUCUAAGGUCGGCUGAAAUAUCAGUAGCCAGAGGACUUCCAGCUGAGAAGAGCAUUCGUUUGUUCGUCCUAGCGAAAGAUUCUGGACAACUAUCUGACAAUAUCACCAUAAGGAUCCACGUGGUAGACGUGAACGAUCAUGCGCCGAUCUUUGACAAGUCUUGGUAUACUUUUGACGUGCCAGAAGGAAGUUACACUGGCUACAAUUUGGGCGCUGUUCGAGCCAUUGAUGCAGACUUUGGAGUCAAUGCAAACGUCAGUUACGAAGCUGUCUCCGGUAAUGAGAACCUGGAGGAUCCUGCGAACGUGUCUAGGAUCUUUAACGUUGCUCCUUACGAAGGAAUAAUUAGAGUCACUGGAGUUUUGGACAGGGAGACUGCAGCUACUCAUCGUUUCGUGGUCAUGGCUCGUGAUAAUGGCUCUCCAAGAUUAAGUUCUACCGUGGAGGUAGAAGUGAACGUGUUGGAUGUCAAUGACAAUCCACCUAUGUUCUACAAUUAUCACGAAAUCGAGAAGAAUGAAAAUGGAGAUCUCGUACCGGUCUACCACGCAUCGAUCUUUGAAAAUAGUCCUAUUGGCAGUCAAGUGAUCAAGGUAUACGCUAAUGAUUCGGAUUUUGCUGGAAAUGGAAAUGGGUUGAUCCUCUUCGACUUGAGUCAUCAAGGACAGCCUGAGAAGCAGUAUUUUGCUAUCGAUAGUAAAGAAGGUGUCAUCACGACGAUUGCUAAUCUGGAUUACGAGACUAGGAAAAGUCAUAGAUUACUGGUCACUGCUAGUGAUUUAGGGUCUCCGGUCAGUCUGACAUCCACCGCAGUCGUGAUCGUUACCGUGUUGAAUGUGGACGACGACGAGGAAGAUGCGGAGAACGAGGUGCAGAAAACACCCUCUUUUAGACAUCGGUAUUACGAAGUAGAAAUCGAGGAGAACGUUCCGGUGCCGAUUUUGGUCGCACAAUUGGAUCUAGCCGAUGGUCAGCAAAGCGAACAUAUAAGAUACAGCAUCGUCGCAGAUGACACGAAGGCGCGAGAACACUUCUCGAUCGACCCAAAGAACGGCUCGUUGUACCUGAUGACAGAUGUGGACAGAGAGGUGAACGAUCGAUACGAGGCGAAGGUCAGGGUCGACAGGGUGAAGAUAGGUCGCGGGAUGUCCGUGAUGAUUUACCCGGUUGUUGGCGAAAGACUGAAUGGUCUAGCACCUAACGAGGCCAGGGUCGUUGUCAGGGUGAAGGAUGUUAACGACAAUGCGCCCAGAUUCAAAUCAAAGGGUCGACCCAUCCUCGCCGCGAUACCUACCACUGCCCAUUAUGGGUAUGAGGUUGUCAAAGUGGAGGCAGAAGACCCGGACGAGGGAGCAAACGCCGAGAUCCGGUAUCAAAUUCUCGGACGGGAGGACGCGCCACGAUUUGCCAUUGACCCACUGAGCGGUCAAGUACGAUCCGUGGCGAGCUUUGGCCGUGACACUGGACGCGUUUUCGGCUUCGACGUGAAGGCCACCGACAGAAGGGGCGCCGAAAAUGGUCGCAGCAGUAUCGCCAAUGUCUUUGUGUACGUGUUGGAUGAUCAGAAACAAGUCGUGAUGGUUGUUGGUCGGAGACCCAUUGAUAUCGAGCCGCAAUUGGAGAACAUCACCUCAAUACUACAAAAUGUGACUGGUUUGGACGUUCGAGUGAGGAAGCUAGAGCCACACAUCGAAAGGAAUCUGAUCGAUGCUACGUCCACCGAUGUUUACCUUUAUGCGAUCGAUCCUCAUUUAAAUGUCAUGAUAGAUAUGGAUACACUGCACGACGUGUUCAACACGAAGAAAACGGAGAUCAAGCGCGAGUUGGACGAGUACGGCGUCCUGGACAUUGCCGGAAGCUCUCCGCGUCGGGGUAAUCAUCGUUACCUUCUAUCUACCCUGGAAGUGGGUGCGGUAGUGCUUGGCUGUGUCGUCUUUGUCGGUGCCCUUGUUACUGCACUCUGCGUUACAUGCGUUCGCAGAAAUAAACGUCGCAGACGUCGGGAGAAAGCGAUGUUCUCGACCACCAGUCCGAUUGGAUUCGCUUUGGCAGAUCCGGCCGCCACGCUACAGAAGCCGCCUUUGUUCCCGACCUUCGUCGAUGGCCUUCAUUACGACCUUGAACCGUUCUGCACUGACAUGCCGAGGCGACAGAGCAUCUGUGAGCACGGAGCCAAUUGUGCCCGCUUCCACGCGAUGGGCGGUUGUAGUAAGCACGCCGGAAGGACGACAGGGACCCCGAAAGGACUCGAGGCAUCCGCGACGUCCUUGCAUUCCAGUGGUCAGGAUUCUGGGAUCGUGGCGCGCGCCUCCUGCCACUGCAGUCACUCGUCGAGCCCCUCCAGCGGCGAGAGCAGCAACGGGUACGAGGACUCUCUGAAAUCUCUGCAGCGUCGCGAAAGGAGCAACGACAUGUCCCGUAGUAAUCACGAGAUCUCGAACGUGAUUGGAAGACGUGGGAAUCAAGCCACCUCGAAGAGACGGCAACGGUUCAACUCGUUCUCGAACGGGGAAUCCGUUUACUCGCAGGAGAUGACGUUGCAGAGGGAGCAGCGUUGCUGCGUCGGAACGGAGAAGAGGCGAAAGAACGACGGGAUGACUCGCGAACAUCGGCGUGCACAUUCCGAGGCGGAAAACAAUAUCACCGAGACGGUGAUACACGAACAUCCCGGAACCGAGAUCUCGCUGUCUAGCUCUUUGCAAAAUACGUCCACCCUUCACGGUGGCCUGUCAAGAUCUACCCACAUGUUGUAUUAACGACAAACGAGACUUUACGAAGGGAGGACUUCCAACGAGGAACAAGAUUGUAGCCUUCCUGGCCAUGAGUUUUUCUUACUGUCCAUACCGUUGUUCGUGACUGGUCCAUGGUUUUGUUAGGUGUCUCCGGUUUAACGAGCAAUAAGAUUAAUUCCCUUUAACUGUCACUACCGCGUUGCAGUUAUUUCGGAACAGGGAUUUCGUACGACUGAGAAGAGUUGUAUCUUCAAGAAGUUACCAAUUAACGAAACGCCUAGAUAGGAAAAAAGCAUUUCCAAUUAGCGAGCUACUUUUCUCUUGCGCGUGAAAUUGUGUCAUCUCGUUACCAAAGUACUCGUCGUUGAUUCGAAAAUCGUUCAUUUAUGUAAAUACGCUAGAAGCUCUGUCGGUACUUUGAGAUCCUUUAUUACUUUAUUAUCGUUAUUAUCGUUAUUAUCGUUUCUUGCUUCUAUCUUUUCUACGUUCUUCCUGCUAUUUAUCGUGUUCUUUUUAUAUGUAAAUCUUUUAUGUACAGUACGCUAUAUGUUUUACGUUGGAAAUGCGAAUAUCGUGUAUCAAAAACUUGUAUAGUUUGUCUUUCUUGUUAGAAAGAGAUUGUGUGUGUAAUUGUAUUUUGUCAUGAUCAUCUUAUGGCGGAAUAUUUAUUUCAGAAACACAUGGAAAAUAUUUCAGUCGAAGAAAGUGUGGUGAUUUAAAAAAUUAUUAUUAGUUAUGUAUAUAAAGAAAGUUUCUAUUUUGUACAUAUAGAUUCGUAAGCAAAAUGAGAAAAACAGAUUUUCGAUAUAAAUAUUAUUAGAUAAUCAAAAAAUUUCGUUUAAUAGGAAAUUUAUACUAAAUUUCUAUGGCUAGCUUUAAUCUUCCUUAGGUCUGACAAAUCCCGAAUUUCCAAUGAAAAAUUAAAUUGUUCUUAUAUGUACAUAGUGUUUCUCCGUUUUUCAAGUAAAUAAUCAGCUUCUCAUUUUGACGUAGCUGUGCCUUGUGAAUACGCGAACUUUCCAACGUCCGUUAGUUACUAUCAUCAAGUGCAUUCCCCAUAUUUAACGUGAUUGUAAGAAGAUGUAACAUAUGUAUGUAUGUAAUAAUAAUGUAUAAUUUAUAUCGCGGCCCAAGUUAGGGAAAAUAACUCUGUUAUAAAUCGUUAAUAAAGGCAAUUACAU
Molecule: messenger RNA, 7329 nt
Organism: Bombus huntii
Lineage: Eukaryota; Metazoa; Arthropoda; Insecta; Hymenoptera; Apidae
Gene: Cad89D
Product: cadherin-89D
Exons: 23
Coding region: 329-6172 (1947 amino acids)
Biological process (GO): homophilic cell-cell adhesion
Cellular component (GO): plasma membrane; catenin complex
Molecular function (GO): calcium ion binding; cadherin binding
Source: RefSeq, a predicted model, not a curated record